GGUGGAACGAGAAAAGAAGCCACAGGAGCAGAACACUUGAAGAGGAGAAGACAGUUUGAUCUGAAGAAAAUAGUUACGCAACAAAGCUCUUUGGGAGAGAGCGAUUUUCUAGAACAAAGCCAUGGAGAUAGCAGGAAAACUUUGGGAUGCUGCUAUUUGUUUGUGCAAUUGUGGUAUAAACCACGCUGCCUAUAUUUUUAAGUUGGAGAAGAAUCUUGAAUCAUUAAAAAAAAAGGCAGAGGAUCUUAAAAGCACUAGAAUAGAUGUCCUUAAAAGAAUUGAGGACGCUGAGGGCACGGAUGAGAUGCAAAGGACAAGUGAAGUGAAUCGUUGGCUCGAAAAAGUUGAACAUCUUCAGAAGGAAAGAGAAGAUAUUGAAGAUCAAGCUUCUCGAGAAAUUGAUAAUAAAUGUAUAGGUAGUUUUUGCCCAAAGAAUAGUGUAUCAAGCUACAAGUUAGGAAGGAAAGUUGUGGACCUGCUCAAGGAGGUGGAUGAACUAUUGAACUCGGGAAAACAUUUUGUUGACAAGAAUAUUGAUAUUGCUUACAAGCUACCACCUAGGCUAGUGGAAGAGAUGCCUUCUGUUGAGACUGUAGGAUUGGAUGUGAUGUUCAACAAAGUCUGGAGUGCUAUUGAAGAUGAAAAUCUAGACGUGAUUGGUUUAUAUGGAAUGGGUGGGGCUGGAAAAACCACCCUUAUGAACAAAAUUCAUAGUGAAUUUGGAAAGAGAAGGCACAAUUUUGAUCUAGUGUUGUGGGUGGUGGUUUCUAAAGAAUGUGAUAUCAAUAAAAUUAUGAAUGAUAUUCGAAAGAGGUUGGGGAUCAAUGAUGAUGUUUGGAACAACAUUAGCCAAGUACAUGAAAGAGUGACAAAGAUUUAUCGAGUCCUGAAACAAAAGAAGUUUGUGCUAAUGUUAGACGAUAUAUGGGGAAAGUUGGAACUAGAAAAUGUGGGUGUUCCACUCCCUAAGGAUACUAAGAAUCAAUCAAAAGUGUUGUUCACAACUCGAUCUGAGGAUGUGUGUGCUAGAAUGCAAGCACAGAAGAAAUUCAAAGUGGAAUGUUUAUCAGAGAAAGAAGCAUUUGAUUUGUUUUGCAAAAAAGUAGGGGAAGAGACUUUAAAUUGUCAUAGUGAAAUUCCAGAGCUUGCAAAGGAUAUGGUUAAAGAAUGUGGAGGAUUACCACUAGCACUCAUUACAGUGGGAAGUGCCAUGGCAGGAGUGGAUAGCGUUGAAUCAUGGAGGCAAGCCAUAGGUGAUUUAACAAGUUCUUCUUGGAUAGGUCCUGAUUUGGAGAAGAAAGUGUUUUGUGUCCUCAAGUUUAGCUAUGAAAGACUGCCAGACGAAACACACAAAAAUUGUUUUCGAUACUGUGCAUUAUACCCAGAAGAUUAUGAAGUCAGCGUUGAUGAUCUUAUUGAUCGAUGGAUCGCAGAGGGAUUUCUUGGUAAAGGUAAGGCUAAAAAGGGUAUAUAUGAUAUGUAUGAGGAAGGGAAAGAUAUCAUUGCAAGAUUAAAGCUUUCAUGUCUGUUAGAGGGUAUUGAAGAUUAUGAUACAUGGUGGUUUGCGAUUAAGAUGCAUGAUAUGAUCCGAGAUAUGGCUAUAUGGUUAGCCCGUGAUGAAGAUGGGAACGAAGACAAAGUUGUAGUUCAGGGGGAAGUAUUAGCCAUGUCAGAAGUCGAUCCCGAAAGGUUGAAUGUUGUGGAAAGGAUUUCAAUUAUAGAUGGAAGUGGAAGUGGAAGUGGAAGUUGGAAAGUACCAGCUUGUCCAAAUCUGCUCACAAUGUGCGUACGGGGUAAUGUGGAGGUCACUGAUUAUUCAAAUCUUGAAUCCAUGACAAGGUUGAAAGUUUUAGACAUAGAACAUCAACAUCUCCCUAUAGAAAUAGGCAAGUUAAUCAACUUGGAAUUCCUCUAUCUGUCAGAUAUAAGAACAAGAGAUAUGUGGACAAUUGAUUUGAAGAAUUUGAAAAAGCUGAGAUUCUUGCUUGUGCAAUAUGCCAGACCUGGAAUAAUUUUGGAAGGGAUAGAAAGUCUUGAGCAAUUAAAGGUGUGUAGGCUACUUUUCACUCUUGGAAGGGGAAGUGCCGGAAAUGAGGAAGCAAUCCUAGAGAAGUUGGAGUGCUUACCAAAAUUAGAGGAAUUGUGCAUCAGAUUAACUAGCAUUACUGGCAUCCGUAAAUUACUUGAGUCGAUCAAAUUGGGGAAUUGCUUAAGACACUUUCUGAUUAAUGGAAGCAGGGAACCACUUGAAAUUGAAAUGACAUCAAUAUUAGCAUCUUUGUCAAGAAUGAAGCAUCUGGACCAUAUAGUUUUACGGCAUGUGGAAAACAUUACGGAAGGUUCAUACAUUGCUAACACUUGCCGUCUUUGCAACCUUCGUAGGGUGGAAAUUUCAAUGUGUGGUUCAAUAACUCAUUUGACAUGGCUGAGGUAUGCUCCACUUCUUGAGUUUCUUUGGGUUGACGAUUGUGAUUCAAUUGAAGAAGUGGUAAAGGAAGCCAAAGAUGAUAGAGACACCGCUAAUGAUGUAUUCCAAAGUCUUAGACAUCUCUCUCUUACUUGUUUGUCAAAACUGAAUAGCAUCCAUAAGAGAGCAUUGGCUUUUCCUUUCUUGAAAUUGAUUUAUAUUGAGGACUGUCCAAAUCUGAGGAAGCUUCCUUUGAAUUCCAACUCUGCCAAGGACAGCUUGAUUGCAAUUGAAGCACGUACAUCCUGGUGGAGAAAUUUAGAGUGGGAAGACGUAGCUGUUAAAGACCUAUUCCAAUCAAAACUUCGAUCUAUGAUAAAAGAAGAUGAGAUGGCAAUAUGAGAACCAUUAGAUGCUUGUUUGAUCCAAGGGAAAGCAGCUACUUGAAGCUUUAGUUUUAAAAAUAGAGUCUUUGUUUUUUUAAGAAGGGGAGAACGCAAAAUUUAGUUGAACUCAGUUUUUUUCGUUGUAAUCAGUUUUUACAUUUUUUUUGGAGCGCGUUAGUUUUCUUUGUAAGUUCUUGGAGAUACAUUCACAAGAAAGAACUUCAUCCUUGAAGGGAUUCAAGAGAAGGGAUAUUCGCGUGCAGCUUUUGGAUUUACUGUGGUUAAGCAUUUCUUUGUUGUAGCAACUUGAAUUUGAAGAAGAGAUUGGUCUGUUACCUUCUACUCUUACUGUUUUUGGUAUUUGUGAAUGAAAAAUAUGUU
Messenger RNA from Gastrolobium bilobum, 3174 nucleotides. Its product is annotated as probable disease resistance protein At5g63020. Gene Ontology annotation, molecular function: ADP binding. Bases 122 to 2809 code for a protein of 895 amino acids. The record is from RefSeq and is a predicted model, not a curated record. Lineage: Eukaryota; Viridiplantae; Streptophyta; Magnoliopsida; Fabales; Fabaceae. The transcript is spliced from 4 exons.